UCAAUUUGCCUGUGAGAAACGCCUUCUUUCAUCAAGAUGGUGUCACUGUUGGUCCCUCUGCACCGUGGUUUUUGCUUUCAGAAGCGAAAAUUGACACUAUUACUUCAUCAGACUAGUUCAUAUCAUGUGUGUUGCCAAAGCUACAAACAAAACGCGAGGCAUCAGAAACAACAAAGAACCUAUUCGCUGAGUCCUAACCUAAGAAGAGCAGUAUGGACGGUCAACAGAGUGGAAAAUAGUUUACACAUUUUGAAGGCAGCUAAGAAUUUGCAGGUCACAGAGAAGCGAACAUGUUGGCAUGGACAUGCAGGGGGAGGGCUAAAUGCAGAUCCCAAAAAUGUGCUGAAGGAGGUGAACUCAGCCACCAUCUUGUCUGCCAUGCUGUCCUAUGUGUGGCCCAAGGACAGACCAGACCUUAGGGCUCGGGUUGUAAUUUCCCUGGGCCUGCUAGUUGGAGCUAAGAUGACCAACAUUAUGGUGCCCUUCAUGCUUAAGUAUGCAGUAGAUGAGCUCAACCAGAUGUCGGGACACAUGUUGAACCUGAGUGACGCGCCAAGCACUGUGGCUACCAUGGCAACGGCCGUGCUGAUUGGCUACGGAGUUUCGCGGGCUGGUUCUGCCCUAUUCAACGAGCUGCGAAACGCUGUGUUUGGGAAAGUGGCUCAGAAUUCCAUCAGGCGCAUUGCCAAAAACGUCUUCCUGCACCUGCAUAACCUUGACCUAGGCUUUCACCUGAGCCGCCAGACAGGGGCGCUGUCCAAAGCCAUCGACAGAGGCACCCGCGGCAUCUCCUUUGUGCUCAGCGCCCUUGUGUUUAACCUUGGGCCCACCAUGUUCGAGAUGGGCCUCGUCAGUGCAAUUCUGUAUUAUAAGUGUGGAGGCCAUUUUGCUGCGGUUACCCUGGGUACCCUAGGUGCAUACACUGCAUUUACAAUCGCAGUCACACAGUGGAGGACUCGUUUUAGGAUAGAAAUGAACAAAGCUGAUAAUGAGGCAGGAAAUGCUGCCAUCGACUCCCUCCUGAACUAUGAGACUGUCAAGUAUUUCAACAAUGAGAAGUAUGAAGCCGAGAGGUACGAUGGCUAUCUGAAGACUUAUGAGUCCUCCUCCUUGAAGACCACCUCUACUCUGGCCAUGCUUAACUUUGGGCAGAGUGCCAUCUUUAGUGUAGGACUCACUGCCAUCAUGGUGCUGGCAAGUAAAGGAAUCAUGGCCGGGACAAUGACGGUGGGAGACCUAGUAAUGGUGAAUGGGCUACUCUUCCAGCUGUCCUUGCCUCUCAACUUUUUGGGCACAGUCUACAGAGAGACCAGACAGGCCCUCAUAGACAUGAACACACUCUUCACACUGCUCAGUGUGGACACCAAGAUUAAGGAAAGGGAGCUGGCUCCGCCCCUGCUGGUAACACCCCAGGAAGCCACCAUCAGGUUUGAGGAUGUCUACUUCAAGUACAUGGAGGGCCAGAAGGUCCUAAAUGGGGUGUCUUUCGAGGUGCCUGCCGGAAAGAAGGUGGCUAUUGUGGGGGGCAGUGGCUCAGGGAAGAGUACCAUUGUCAGGAUGCUCUUCCGUUUCUACGAGCCGCAGCAGGGCAACAUCUACAUUGCGGGUCAAAACAUCAGAGAUGUCAGUCUGAACAGCCUGAGGAAGGCCUUAGGAGUGGUUCCCCAGGAUGCUGUUCUGUUCCACAACACUAUCUUUUAUAAUCUUCAGUAUGGCAAUAUACAUGCCACCCCAGAGGAAGUGUACAAGGUGGCUCAAAUGGCAGGCAUCCAUGACGCAGUCCUCCGGAUGCCCCACGGCUAUGACACGCAGGUUGGCGAGAGGGGUCUCAAACUGUCUGGUGGAGAAAAGCAGCGUGUGGCCAUCGCCAGGGCGAUACUGAAAAAUCCCCCUAUCUUACUGUAUGAUGAGGCCACAUCCUCUCUGGAUUCGAUCACUGAGGAGAACAUUCUGACUGCCAUGAAAGAGAUGGUUAUGGACAGGACAUCCAUCUUUAUAGCCCAUAGGCUGUCCACAAUUGUCGACGCAGAUGAGAUCAUAGUACUGAACCAGGGUAAGAUUGCAGAACGUGGGGACCACGUGUCUCUCUUGGCCACUCCUGGAAGUCUGUACGCAGACCUGUGGAAAACCCAGAAUAGUAAGAUCCUUAGCAACAAUGACAGCAGCGCCCCCACCGGGCUUCUACCCAAACACCUCUCUCAGAAAGAGCAAGAGAGGAAAAAACUUCAAGAGGAGAUCCUCAACAGUGUCAAAGGCUGUGGGAACUGUUCUUGCUGAGAGUAGGUACCAGCUGUCAAGGACACCUUACAAGGACAGCAGGUCUAGCGGAGUUAGGGCAGGGAGGCACAAGAGGAGGGGGGUGUCUCCCUUUGACUCACCCCUGCCAGAUCCUGCAUUGUGACCCUAUCCCCACCACCUGACUUACUCCUCCAGAGAAGGUCAUUGGCCCCAAAGAGGAAGCUCAGGAGCAAGGAGUCUGUCAUUGGACGGUGUCCACAUAAAUGGAGAGAAUGAGACUUAGCAAAUCCUUCCAGACCAAGAAAAUAAUUAGAGAUCAUUUAUAUAUGACAUACAUGUGCCAGUGGGUUUCUUAAUCAACAGUAAGCGGGUGUUACUUCUAAACAUGUAUUUCCUCCUCUCUGGAAAUUUACUGCGUUUGUAUGCACAUUCUUGUGAAAUGAAUAUUCUACAUGCCUUGAGGUUGACAUAUUAGUUACUUAUGUUCAUAGGUUUUUUGACUUCUUGACUAAAUUAUUCUGUCCAUGUAAUUGGGAGCUGUAGGUCACUGUUUUUGUAUAUUCUUACUCUUUAUCAAGUUUGAAAUGCCUCAGAAAAUGUAGACGUCAUGCAUUAUCUGAGUAAAUCUGUGUUCUAAAUAAACAAUGAUUUGAUGA
This is a messenger RNA of Osmerus eperlanus (European smelt), 2894 nucleotides long. It is a transcript of the gene abcb7, whose product is annotated as ATP-binding cassette, sub-family B (MDR/TAP), member 7. Gene Ontology annotation, molecular function: ATP binding; ABC-type transporter activity; ATP hydrolysis activity. The transcript is spliced from 16 exons. NCBI's taxonomy places the organism in Eukaryota, Metazoa, Chordata, Actinopteri, Osmeriformes, Osmeridae. Gene Ontology annotation, cellular component: mitochondrial inner membrane. Gene Ontology annotation, biological process: transmembrane transport; intracellular iron ion homeostasis. Bases 37 to 2277 code for a protein of 746 amino acids. The record is from RefSeq and is a predicted model, not a curated record.